GUGUGGGGUCAUCUGAGGCCAGCUGAUCGUUUCAGGUCACUCUCCAUAACUUUACCUGAAAGUGAGACAUCAUGGCGGGACGGCAGCUUCUCCUCCGACUCUCUGCAACAACAAGAGCAACUAUUAGAGCAACUCGGGCAACUUCCCAGCUCAGGAGCAAUCUGGCUGCUCGACCUGUGCAGCGUUUCAUGUCAGGAGGAAUACCGACUGAUGACGAGCAGGCGACCGGGCUGGAGCGUCGUGCUCUGCAGGGGUUCAAACAGGGGAAGGACCCGUACAGCAUCCUGAAGCCAAAGAUGUACGCAGGAACCAAAGAAGACCCUCACAUCGUGCCGUGUAUUGGAACGAAGCGUCUGGUGGGCUGCCUCUGUGAGGAAGACAACACCGCCAUCGUUUGGUUCUGGCUCCACGAAGGAAACGCCCAGCGCUGUCCAUCCUGCGGCUCGCACUAUCAACUCGUCCAUCACGAGCUGCCACACUGAGACACACACUCAACACACACACACACACACACACACACACACACUGAAACUACAACACACUCUGAUUUAAACACUGACUCUCCUAUGGUCUACUGUCAGUCACUGAACGUGUUCUUCAUUAAAGGAUUUACCUGAUUUCA
Notolabrus celidotus (New Zealand spotty) is the source of this 622-nucleotide messenger RNA. RefSeq names its product cytochrome c oxidase subunit 5B, mitochondrial. Gene Ontology annotation, cellular component: mitochondrial envelope. The transcript is spliced from 4 exons. The record is from RefSeq and is a predicted model, not a curated record. Lineage: Eukaryota; Metazoa; Chordata; Actinopteri; Labriformes; Labridae. Gene Ontology annotation, biological process: mitochondrial electron transport, cytochrome c to oxygen. The coding region runs from base 72 to 482 and encodes 136 amino acids.